Messenger RNA from Pediculus humanus corporis (human body louse), 273 nucleotides. RefSeq names its product Chromatin accessibility complex protein, putative. Bases 1 to 273 code for a protein of 90 amino acids. The record is from RefSeq and is a predicted model, not a curated record. Gene Ontology annotation, cellular component: nucleus; CHRAC. The transcript has 2 exons. Lineage: Eukaryota; Metazoa; Arthropoda; Insecta; Psocodea; Pediculidae. Gene Ontology annotation, molecular function: protein heterodimerization activity.
AUGGCGAAUAAUACCAACAAGUAUUUAAAUUUACCCGUAUCUAGAGUUAAAGUUAUUAUGAAAAGUUCACCACAAGUUGAAAAUAUCAGUAACGAAUCUAUUUAUUUAGUCGCAAAAGCGACAUAUUUAGCACAAGAAUCAUUAAUGUACGGACAAAACGUUAAUGAAUUAAAAUAUGAAAGUAUAGCACACAUUGUUAAUAAUGAAUCAAAAUUUGAAUUUUUAAAAGGUUUACUUCAAUUUAAAGUUUACUGUCAAUUUGUUUACAAGUAA